This is a messenger RNA of Peniophora sp. CBMAI 1063, 669 nucleotides long. NCBI's taxonomy places the organism in Eukaryota, Fungi, Basidiomycota, Agaricomycetes, Russulales, Peniophoraceae. The record is from the annotation of a GenBank genome assembly.
AUGGCACCCACUACGAAGCGAACGAAGAACAUCAAAGUUCAUGUUGCACGACACAACUCCCAGCGAAUUGGUCCGGCGCUUACUGCCAAAGUCGAGGAACUGGCGAAACAGGCGAAGUUGAGGACGGAUUUGAGGCAGCCUACGAAUGAGCCGUCAAGUACCAUCGCCCAAGCUAUUGAGAAUGCGAGUGACUGGAACUCAAUGCUCUUAACCGCCCGAGCCGAACGCGGUCCGCAAUGGGAUAUCGGCACACAACAAUUCCUAGUCGAAGUAAACUCAACGCUCUACUUCGACCCCACCCCCGUCCGCACCCACCUCAAAGACGAACGGCCCGCCCCAUCCGCCUCAAACCCCUCCUCAAACUCAAUCUCACACCCAAGUAACGCCUCCGCCUCACACUCAAACUCAAGAGGCCCUCCAUAUAUACCGAACGGGAACAUAUCCAUCGGCGGUAUGAACCCCAGCACGCCCCAACGCAGCGGGCCGGGUAUGACUGGUGGUCCUGGCAUGGGUGGGCCCGGGAGCAUGGGUCCGCCUAUGAUGGCUGGCUCGCCGUACGGAGCCGUUCCGCCAAACUCGUUUUAUGGGGAUGCGAGGGGUGGGGGUGGGCCGCAGAUGAUGACGCGGGGCAUGAGUCUGGAGGGGAUGCCUGGUGGGAGGCGGAUGUAG